UCUAAUCUGCCCACUUAUAGUGGUACGACGUUAAAUAAAUUGUUAGUAAAUGGAUCAAAGCGACCAGACUCAAACGUUUUUGCGUAGAAAAGUGAACGAAGUCAGGAUGUGCUGCCUAGCGGAAUUUAUCGUCAAAUAUGUGUUGAUUAUAGUCAACAUCGUUUUUGCUCUCGCCGGUCUAGCAAUCAUCGGCCUGGGAACAGCAGUGCACGUCAACCUGAAUGACUUCUACCAGAUCAUUGACAUCAGGGUCCUGACCAUCUCCGUCAUCGUGCUAGGAUGCAUCGUCUUCGUGAUAGCGUUCUGCGCUUGCUGCGGCGCCAUCAGGGAGUCCAAGUGCAUGCUGGGUUUCUACGCAGCCUGCAUGGCGAUACUGGCAGCCCUGAAGAUCUAUAUCACAGUGGUGAUAUUCUCAUUCCUGGGACAUACCAUGGAUACCAUAUCGAAAUGGCUGGACACUGCGUUCAAGAAUAGGGAUCUGGAUCCAGUUUUCAAUGGGUUGGAGAUGCUGUUCCAAUGUUGCGGUACAAACGGUACCUCCUCGUAUGUAGCAGCAGGUCGCCCAAUCCCAGUGUCUUGCUGCCCCCAUCCGGAAGCGGAGACUCCGUUGCAGUGUGACAGCACCAACGCGUUUGGAGGCUGCACUGACAAGCUGAGCGACUACUUCGACACCUUUGGGGAAGCUAUCGGAGGAGUCUUGGUCGUGGUCAUCAUUGUCGAAUGCAUCUGUGUCAUCUUCGGCCUGUUCAUGUGCUGUCAGAUAAGGGGGCGAAGGACUGUAUAAAUUAAAAAUAAAAUAAAACACAAUUUUAUCAUGUAACCUUUUAAAACAAAAGGACAAAUGAUAAACUCAUCGACGCCAUCUCAAAACGUUUAAUUUAUUUAAUAAUAUUUAAAGUUAAUUUGCCAUAAUUUUAGUUAAUAAGUACUUAUUUUAAUUAUGUUAUAAUUAUAAUAAAUUAUCUUUUUU
Molecule: messenger RNA, 970 nt
Organism: Spodoptera frugiperda (fall armyworm)
Lineage: Eukaryota; Metazoa; Arthropoda; Insecta; Lepidoptera; Noctuidae
Product: leukocyte surface antigen CD53-like
Exons: 5
Coding region: 50-784 (244 amino acids)
Cellular component (GO): membrane
Source: RefSeq, a predicted model, not a curated record